Messenger RNA from Dioscorea cayenensis subsp. rotundata (Guinea yam), 1509 nucleotides. RefSeq lists its product as uncharacterized. The record is from RefSeq and is a predicted model, not a curated record. Bases 1 to 1509 code for a protein of 502 amino acids. The transcript is spliced from 7 exons. Lineage: Eukaryota; Viridiplantae; Streptophyta; Magnoliopsida; Dioscoreales; Dioscoreaceae. Gene Ontology annotation, molecular function: protein dimerization activity.
AUGAAGGAACAUUUAGCCAGAAAAAGUGGCAACAUACUUCCUUGUGGGAAAGUCCCUCCUGAUGUACGGGCAUGCAUCAAAGAAUAUAUCACUAAAUCCACAUCUUCCAAAUCAAAAGAGAAGGAAUUAGUUAAAGAAGCAUAUGAAGAAGUAGAAGAGGUUGAUGAACAAGACUUAAAUCCUACCAUGAAAUUUGGAAAAAGGAAAGCAAAAGGCUUUCUAGAAAAUUUUAUAACAUCAAAGCCAAAUCCACUAUCUCAACCAGGGCUCAAGAGUGCAAUGGCAACCAAGCAAGCAAUCCAUAAGGCAGAUAUGGAAUUUGCUAUGUGGUGUUUUGAUGCUUGCAUUUCUUUUAAUGCUAUGCGGUCACCUUAUUUUCAACAAAUGUUAGAUGCUAUUGGGAGUAUUGAUAUUUUGAAAGAUGCCACCAAUUUAUGCAAUUUAUUCAUAGAGAUUAUUGAGUGGGUUGGACCAGAUAAUGUGGUUCAUUUGGUGACCGAUAAUGCAAGCAAUUAUGUUGUUGUGGGAAGGUUAAUUCAUGAAAAAUAUGAUCACAUCAAUUGGUUUCCUUGUGCUGCACAUUGUUUGAAUUUGAUUCUGAAAGAUAUUGGCAAAAUAGAUCAUGUAGCAGAGCUUGUAUCACGUGCUUCCAAGAUUGCACCUCCCAUCAUUAGGCUUUUACUUGUUGUUGAUGCUGAUGAGAAACCUUCACUUGGUUAUGUUUAUGAAGGCUUGAUCAGGAUUCGGAAAGCAAUCAUAUCCAUCUUCAGAAACAAGUCUACAAUGUAUGCUGCUUAUUUUUUUAAUCCCGCUUUUCUCUAUGAUAAAGAAGCAUUUUUUGAGACUCCAGAAGUGUUGCAAGGCUUGUUAGAUUUACUUGAAAAGAGAAGUGUAUGCAGUGAUAGUGCAAAGGCAUUGAGGGAAAUUAGAUUUUACCGGGAUCGAUUGGAAAGUUUUAGUCGUGAAUCAGCUUUUUCUUCCGCUAAUAAAAUGCAACCCGAUGAAUGGUGGAGGUUGUUUGGAUAUAGCGCUCCUCAGUUGCAAAAAGUUACUAUUCGACUCCUCAGUCAAACAGCAUCUUCUUCAGGAUGUGAGCGCAAUUGGAGUGUUUUUGAGCGAAUUCACACCAAAAAAAGAAAUAGAUUGGAGCAUCAAAGGCUUAGUGAUCUUGUAUUUGUGAAUUAUAAUCUUCGUCUUAAGUGCAGGCAUCAAUACAAAAAGAGAAGUUAUGAUUCGGAUGAUUAUGAUUGCAUUGAUAAAACAGACUUAUGGAUAGUUGAAGAAGAAGAAGAAGCAGAAUUAGUAGAUGGAGAUAUGGUAGAAGAAAUAUAUGGAGAAGAUGCUAUUCCAACUUUGGAAGAAAGACACAAUCAAGAUGAUGUGGAUAUGAAUGAAGAAGAAGUGGAUAUUGAAUUAUUUGGUCAUGCAAGCUAUGAUGAUGCAUUUGAUCAACAAGAAUACUUGGGGCAAAGAGAUGACAAUGAGAGUUGGCCACAACAUCAACCAUGA